GGCUUUUUACGAUGUUUGGCGAAUGGGGCCCCAGGAAUGAGCAGGUCGUCGCAAUAAACGAUUCCAAACUGUUCCAGGUUCAAUGUGCAUUCACUCUCACUGGAAGAGAAUUUGCUCGUUUCCAUGAGGAAAAUAGUAUGAAUUUUAUUUGUUUAUAGACCAAAAAAGUAUUUUGGCAAUGUCAAGCAAGCGAAGAGGUAUUUUUGCGGAUACGUAAUAUUGCGUCACUGUAGUGAGAAGGGUAUCACUAUGAUACAACUAUAACUUCUAUAAAUUAGGUACCAAUUUUUUAUCUAUAUAUAUUUUAUCAGCAAGAACGAACAGAAGAAUAAGGAUUAAAAACUUAUAUUCAAUGUCUAGGAUCAGGGUAUCACAUGAUAACGUUUAUAAGUUCUGAAGUUAGGAAAGUUAUAAUUAAUUUAUACUGAUUCUACUUUCUUUAAAUUUGCCACAAACUGUUUAUACACCAGCUAGCCGAUGAUGUUCCAUUCGGGAGCUUCUACAUUUAUCAAAUUUUUCUUUUUGUACGAGGAAAAUAUUAUGAACUGGUAGUUUCAACAUAUGACAGCUAUUCUUGCGACAUUGUCAAUUUGAGCUAUUCACAAUAGAACUGUGUGAUGGUAACUGGUUUUAGGUCAACUCACCGCAAAAAUCUUGUGAAAUCGGAUAUCUAAAAUUAGCAGUAACUAUCUGCUUAUCCGGAUAGUUAAAAUACGGUAUACUCGGAUAUAUCCGUUAUCCGGAUAGUAAAUUUAUAGGUAUCCGAACUAACCCUAUUCACUACUGGCAUGGCUGGUGGAUACUUUUAUGAUCGUUUUUGAGACCCACAGAUUGUGUAUAAUCAAUAGCUUCAAAAACAAUAAUAAGAAAAUGUCGAAUAGAUUCUACUACAAUAACAUCGAAGUUUCUCAUUUUGUGAGGCGCCAACAUCGUCACUUCAAUUUGGCAUGGCUGUACCGUUCCGUUAGUAGGAAAUAAAGCACCACGCUGACGAGAAGGCCUCGAUAUUUGCUAGCGCUUGAAGAGAAUGCGAGAAAAAUGAUCUUAGCGAGAACUUCUGAUUUGGCGCGAAAUGAAUCCUUCGGACUUUUCACGAUAUUUGCCAACAUGAAUCAACAACAUGCUUGUAAAUAGUAAAUUAGACUAAUGCUAGUCGAAUAACAACAUCAAUUGACAUAAAUAUCGCACAAGAUUUAGGUCGUGACUCAUAUAAAUACAUUGUAUAAACAAAUCUUUAUAAUGAUUUCUUUACCGUUUACUUUUCGUUACAGUAAUCGCAUUUUCUGUGACUGUACUACGAUCAUUCAUAAUUACUCACUGCAAUAGAGAAUUUUAGCAUUGUAAGGUGUGUACGCUUGUUUUAGAGUCAGGCUUGUAGUAUUUAAGUGAGGAAAAUAAAGUUAUCAUUACGAUGAAGGUAAUCAUAGCCAGCUUCGCUAAAUGUGGAACAAAAACAUUGCGUGAUUGUUUGAGAAUAUUGGGGUAUACAGUGUACGAUUUCGAUGAAAAUUUUAUGUACCUUGGAGAUGAAUGGAUGGAGAUAUUCGAAAAAGGAGCUUCUGUUGAGAUGUUUACCAAGAUGUACAAAAAUAUUGAUGCCGUCAGUGAUCUCCCGGCCUGUGUUUACUGGCAAAACUUACACGAAGCAUUUCCAAAUUCAAAAAUUAUUCUCACUACCAGGAAAAGUGAAGAGGCAUGGACGAAAAGCUGGAAUGAACAGGCUGCCUCAAUAAACGGUUCCAAACUCUUCCAGAUUCAAUGUGCUUUCACCCCUACUGGAAGAAAAUAUGCUCGUUUUCUCAAAGAAACUAUGAAAGCGACUUUCGAAUGUUCGCCAACGUCCUUUGACGUCAUACCACGACAUGAUGAUAUUUUGAGGAAUAAAUACAGGGAGCACAAUAUGGCCGUUCAGCAGAAGACGCCGAACGAAAAACUUCUUGUGUUCAAUCUGUCUGAUGGAUGGAAACCGUUAUGCAAUUUUCUCGAUAAAGAUGUUCCUGAUGUACCAUUUCCUCACUCCAAUAAAAGAUCUCCAGUUCGCAGUAGCCACGUCGCUCCUAUGCUUUUUCGAUGCUUAGACCGAGAAUUGUUGUUCAUAAUCUCGUUUACAACUGUUAUUAUCGCCAUUCUGAUCUAUAAUGCAUGCUUAUAUAUCAUUUAAAAAUUGGGUACUCCUGAAGUAUGCGCACCAAGAUAUCGCACAACCUGAACCCCAACCUGGUACACAACCUGAAUUCAGAUUGUGCGCCAUCUUGGUGCGCAUACUUCCAGUGGUCCAAAAAUCGUAAUAGACUCAAGAAACAUUUAGGAUAAUUGUGACAAUUAAUCUACUGGCUAUCAACCAAUUAGCUCACUGUAAGUCAAAGAAUGGUUAUCCGAUCGGUUGUGAUGUACGCAUAUUACGUUACCAAUUCCUAUUCUUUUAUUAUAGUCGUUAUUACGAUUUAAAAUAUACCUUGCCACUA
Messenger RNA from Styela clava, 2465 nucleotides. RefSeq lists its product as uncharacterized. The record is from RefSeq and is a predicted model, not a curated record. NCBI's taxonomy places the organism in Eukaryota, Metazoa, Chordata, Ascidiacea, Stolidobranchia, Styelidae.